Camponotus floridanus (Florida carpenter ant) is the source of this 5164-nucleotide messenger RNA. RefSeq names its product alpha-mannosidase 2 (gene alpha-Man-IIb). Gene Ontology annotation, molecular function: alpha-mannosidase activity; carbohydrate binding. The transcript is spliced from 7 exons. Gene Ontology annotation, cellular component: Golgi membrane. Lineage: Eukaryota; Metazoa; Arthropoda; Insecta; Hymenoptera; Formicidae. Gene Ontology annotation, biological process: N-glycan processing; mannose metabolic process; protein deglycosylation. The coding region runs from base 1420 to 4761 and encodes 1113 amino acids. The record is from RefSeq and is a predicted model, not a curated record.
GCGCUCGACGUCACUCGUCGCAUCCUCUCGACAUGUCAGGACAUCCCAUCGGCGCAUAAACGGAGCACGAGACGCGACUCCGAUCGACGCGAAUCACGCGUGCACUUGCCAGAGAGAGACGGAGCGAGAGGAUGAGGGAGAGGGGUGCAGGAGCAGCGCAGGAACGGAGACUCCGCUUCCCGUCCUUCGGCGACGUUAUCGUAUGGUAGUCGCGCGUGGCGGAAGCUCUCUCUCUCUCUCUGUCACACGUAGAUAAUACGCGAUGUACACGCGUACUUCGCUUCGUUGUCCCUCGGCCUUCUCGACAAGGUUACCGCGUCGCGUUGUUGUUGUCGUCCCUUCCCCCGCGCACUCGGAAUUCCAUCGCGGUGUGAGACGUAAGCGCGAAACGACGUCCCCGGCGAAUUAAUCCGCUCGAUCAACGAUCGGGAUGAGCGACAGACACUUUCGCGAGACGCGACGUUGCACUUUCGCAUCUCAACGAAUCUGGUGAGUUGCAAACUUCAAACGGUUGCCUGCAGUUGCCACACAUGCGUCACGUGACGUACUUGACUUUGGCGAAUUUCAAGAAGGACGCGCGCCUUUCGUGCAGUCUCGAAUCUUCGCGAACGUUGCGCGGAAUCCGCGAGUGCGUGUCUUUAAUAACUCCGAUUUCGUCUCUCUAAGGACAUUCGCGCGCGAGUGAGGAUAUUUCGCGUAAGACGUUGAAUAUUCCCAUUGUUUCCGCGAAUGCGUCGAGAAUAGAAACACUCGCUCGCGUCACUUGUGCGCGAAGGAAUCGUCGGGCAGGGAAAAAUCGACGAUACAUCCGCGAGUUUUCGAUCCCGAGAAACGAGAGAGAGAGAAAUAGAGAGAGAGAGAGAAGAGAAAUAAAUCUCCACUUUGAUUUCGACUCGCGAGACGCAACGCGAAGUGAGGCGCGACGCGAAGUGUGGAGCUCACGCGGGGGAGAAGGAGGCAAGCAAUCAGCGGAGUGGGGGUAGGCGUCGCGUGACGCGCGCAAAAAUUUCGACUCGCCGCUCCCUCUCUCGUUCCGGACGACCUUCAUACCGCGACGAGUCGUUGGACCGCGAGUGUCGCAUUUUCUUGCCCGGAAAGGUAAACCGCGUCUCGUAAUUGAUCGAAUCUCGCGGAGUGAAUAUCGAGGACUUCGUGCUCGCGAGUGAUUCAGUGCCAUGGGACAUACAUCCAGCCGGGCCUCGGCGAUCGUCGUACGUGCUCCUUGAGGAUUUCGCGGACACCUGUGGACACUUGACGAGUUGCCAUGGCGACCAGCCAUUCUUCUGCGAUCCAUGGAGCCGACGAAAGACGAUGCCAAGGAUCGAUCGUGGAUCGUCGUUGCUGAUGCUACAUCCCUAGAUGAAUCACCGUGAUCUAUGAGCUUACAAAGUACGCGAGUGGCAUCGAGUCAAUUGAAUUAUGUACAAGAUACUACGUCGCGGCUCCGGCCGCGUGUUCGUCCUCGGCGUGGUGGUGCUGUCGCUCCUGUUGUGCCUGUACUACGUCAGCCAGGUCCAGGCUCCGCCGUCAUCGUCGUCGUCGUCGUCGUCGUCGGGUCAUCCCGCCGCCGCCGCCGCCGCCAUCCUAAACGAGGAGCUCAGAUACGACCGCAGCAGCCUGACCUCCAUUACCCCGGAUUAUAGCGAGUCACCGGACGCCCGAGUGUCGCUCGCCACCUGUCCCGUAAUCGUCCCACGAAACGCAGACAUCGACGCCCAGCAGGAGUUUAGCAAGUUUGACUUUCAACCCUCAUGGAUGCGGAGUCGAGAAUAUUGGGACGACAGCUUCGAAGCGCGUUUCGCCGAACUGCGAAAAGAUCCAACGAGGCCGCCCUUGAAGGUUAUCCUUGUGCCUCACAGUCAUACGGAUCCGGGAUGGCUGAAGACGUUUGAACAGUACUUCCACAGCUCCACGCGGAGCAUCCUAAACAAUAUGGUCUCGAAGCUGCAGCAGUGGCCAAACAUGACCUUUAUCUGGAGCGAAGUCUCGUUCUUAUCGCUAUGGUGGGACAGUGCCCAUCCGACGAAGAAGAUGGUCGUGAAAAGAUUAGUUAAGGACGGUCGACUGGAAAUGACCACCGGUGGCUGGGUCAUGACCGACGAAGCGACGUGCCACAUUUACGCCAUGUUGGAUCAACUCAUUGAAGGUCAUCAGUGGCUGAAAACGAACCUCGACGUGGUUCCCGAAUCGGGUUGGUCCGUCGAUCCGUUCGGCCACGGUAGCACCAUACCCUACUUCCUGAGAGCCUCAGGUGCGUCCGGCACGGUGAUCCAGAGGAUACACUACGCGUGGAAGCAAUGGUUCGCCAAGAAGCAGUACGGUGACUUUAUCUGGCGGCAGCCGUGGGAUCGCAUCGGUUCCGCUGACAUGCUCACCCACAAUCAGCCGUUCGACAUCUACAACAUCAAGCAUUCGUGCGGUCCGCAUCCGCACGUCUGUCUCAACUUUGAUUUCCGCAAGAUACGAGGCGAAUAUACCGAGUACUCGGUACGCGCUGUCGAGAUUACGCCCAAUAACGUCAAGCAGAUGGCCGAGCUUCUGUUGGAACAAUACGCGAGAACCGGCUCGCUCUUCACUCACAAUGUCGUCCUAAUGCCGUUAGGCGAUGAUUUCAGAUAUGAUCACGCGAUCGAGUGGGAUCAACAGUACACUAAUUAUAAGAUCCUGAUGGAUUAUAUAAAUAGCCGCAAAGACGAAUACAAUGCCGAAGUGGUAUUCGGCACGCCGAAGGAUUAUUUCCACGAGAUACAGAAACGUGUGGAUAAGUUUCCGUCGUUGACGGGUGACUUCUUCGUCUAUUCAGACAUUUUCAGUGAAGGUAGACCGGCCUAUUGGAGCGGCUACUUUACUACCAGACCGUACAUGAAGAUUCUGGACCGCGAACUCGAGGCGAAUCUCAGAUCAGCCGAGAUUCUCUAUACAAUCACGCUUAAUCUCGCUAAGCAAUCCGGCAAAGAUAUAAAACUUUACGAGACGUAUUUUGAGAAGCUGGUGAAGGCCAGGCGCAAUCUAGGUCUGUUUCAGCAUCACGAUGCGAUUACCGGCACUUCCAAAUCUUUCGUGAUGAAGGAUUAUGCGUUGAAGCUCUUCGAGUCAAUCUCGGAUACUACGAGUUUGCAAAGUUUUGCCAUUCAAUCGCUGGCGGCUGUCACUAAUGGCAAGUCGAAUUCUGUUUAUGUACUAGCUGAGUCAGACAGAGACAGCUACGAGAAGCUGCCAAAGAAGAUACCGAUUGGCUUGAACGGUCACGAGACUAGAAAGAUCGUUCUCUUUAAUCCACUGGCGCAGCCCAGACAGGAAGUGAUUAGUCUCAAGGUUACUUCGUACAAGAUCAAGGUGCUGGACCCACAGAGAAAUCCCAUACCUUACCAGAUUGCACCGGUGAUGAAUGCUACGAAUAUCAUGCAUGACGUGUAUGUAUUGCUCUUCGUAGCCGAGCUAAAACCUCUAUCGAUCGCCACAUACCACUUGCAACAGGUCGAUAAGGUACCAAUGGAAGCUAUCUCAACGGUAUAUUGCAGCCGUUGCGGUAAAGACAAUGUCUUUCCUAUCAAACCGAUGCAGGUGGGCGAUGUGCAGCUGGAAAAUCAGCGAAUGAAAUUACUAUUUGACGGACAAACAGGCUUUCUAAAAAGAGUCACCAAGAAAUCCACCGGUAAGAUUAUGCAGUGUGCCGUGCAAUUCGCCGCAUACCCGUCAGCGCAAUUCCAUAGCGGCGCAUAUCUCUUUAUGCCGGAUCCAAAUCUCCGAGACACUGACAAGGAUGUCCUCGAAACAUACACGCCACAUCAAAAAAUCUACAUCGUCAGUGGCAGCCUCAGUUCUCGUCUCACUGUCGAGUAUGGCAAAUUACUAACGCAUCAUGUAGCUAUCUAUCAUCGCGACGGUGGCCUCGGCGAAGCCAUUUACGUGCGUAACAUCGUGGACUUUGAGACACCGCCUAAGAAUCGUGAGACAGAGAUGUUUAUGCGGCUACAAACUGACAUCUCCAAUGGCGAUCCACCAGAGUUUUACACCGAUCUGAAUGGCCACCAGAUGAUUAAGCGCACCAAAAUUGAACGCAUCGGUAUUGAAGGCAAUUAUUUUCCUAUCACAACUAUGGCUUACAUCGAGGAUUCGAAUCACCGAUUGACACUGUUGGUGAAUCACUGUCAGGGCGCGGCCAGCUACCAACCCGGCUGGUUAGAAGUGAUGCUUGACCGUAGAACUUUGUAUGACGACUCGCGAGGUAUGGGCGAAGGUUUGCUGGACAAUCGACGAACCGUCAUUAAACACUGGCUACUUCUCGAGGACAUCAGCGGCGAAAAAGACAAGUACUCGAGGCCGUCGUUAUUCGCCAAUCAUCUGAGCAACGCUCUCAAUUACCCAGUCAACAUCUUUGUCGUGGAUGGUAGCGAGCAAGAAGUCACCAUGGUGCCAGAGGUGCGACUGCUAAGCCAGAGCUUCCCAUGCGAUCUCCAUCUGCUCAAUUUGCGCACCAAUCAUGAUCAGAAAUUACCGCAUUUCCCGGUAAAUAGCGCUCUCAUGGUGUUACAUCGGCAGGGCUAUAGUUGCUCUGUAGGAGUUGACGUAGCGUUGAAACACUGUCCGCUCAUCGAGCGACUCGCGCAAGGAACUGCGUUUUAUAAGCUCGAUAAUGUCAAUGUCACCAAGACAUCAUUGACCGGCACGAGACCGGGUGCUCGUCUCAAAGACGGUCUUCAGGAAAUCGGUUUACAACCGAUGCAGCUCGAAACGUAUAACGUGAAUUUUAUACAAUGAUGCUAAGUUUGACGAUCGAUCAUCGAUCUUGCGUUGAUUGGUUAAUGAAAUUCCAAUUAUAAUCGCAAUCUGCCCUUUCCGAACGACACACUGCCGUAUUAAUCGUACUAAAUACUACCUCUUUAAACUCUUUGUGUAAUGUGCGACGUUGUUGGCGAUAAAGAUGAAAAUCCAUGGAAUACGAAAGCGCAGGUAAUUAUAAAAAUUUCUUGUGUGAAAUGGCAUGAAAAAGAAUAAUAUUAAUUGUUCGAGACAACUGAAGUAAAUGAUUGUCACUUUACGGAUUAAUUAAAAUGUAUUUUUUUAGCAUUAUUAUGUUAAAAAAAUUUUCAUUUUAUUAAGGAAAAUUUUGUGUGAUUGGUUUGUAUUGAUGCUAAUCUUGACAAUGUAUUUUAAAAAUCAA